CCACCACCAGUAUACAAGUACAAGUCUCCACCACCUCCAGUAUACAAGUACAAGUCUCCACCACCUCCAGUAUACAAGUACAAGUCUCCACCACCUCCAGUCUACAAGUACAAAUCUCCACCACCACCCGUUUACAAAUACAAGUCUCCACCACCUCCGGUCUACAAGUACAAAUCUCCACCACCACCCGUCUACAAGUACAAGUCCCCACCACCUCCAGUCUACAAGUACAAGUCUCCACCACCACCCGUCUAUAAGUACAAGUCUCCACCACCUCCAGUCUACAAGUACAAGUCUCCACCACCACCUAUUUACAAGUACAAAUCUCCUCCACCACCAGUUUACAAAUACAAGUCACCACCACCACCCAUUUACAAAUACAAAUCACCCCCACCUCCCGUUCACAAGUCUCCAGCCCCUUACUAUUACACUUCUCCACCUCCUCCUAGCCACUACUAGUUUCACAAUCUCGAACGAGGUCAAGAGGAAUAAUUAAGAAGGAAAAGGCCCAUGGGAUCAGAAUAAAUUAAAGAGUUUUAAAGAAGUAGUAAUUAAAGCCACAAAGGGAUCUUAUUUUGUUUUGUGUUUUGUGCCAUUAACUUCACGUAGUUGUAUAUCUCGUGAAGUUGUUGAAAUAUUUAUAUAUUGGAUGCAUGUAAUAUAUAUUUAUUUACGUACCAUAGUCGUACAUGUUUUAUGUGCUUUUGAAUUUUGACUUUUUGAAUUUUAUAAGUCAAACUACUUUGUAAUAAUAAGAUCAAUAAGUUUCAUUGAAUAACAUUGUUGUGAUUUCCUUUUCCAAA
Solanum lycopersicum (tomato) is the source of this 803-nucleotide messenger RNA. RefSeq names its product extensin. Lineage: Eukaryota; Viridiplantae; Streptophyta; Magnoliopsida; Solanales; Solanaceae. Gene Ontology annotation, biological process: plant-type cell wall organization. The record is from RefSeq and is a predicted model, not a curated record. Gene Ontology annotation, molecular function: structural constituent of cell wall.